GCAGAGUUGGGAGUUGCAGAGGGAGGGUUUUCAAUUUCCAUAGAACAAAUGGGGAAGAAGAUGAAGUUUCUUCCUUCUUUUUUCAAGAGUAGAGAAUCACCGGAGCGGCCAUGGCAAUGGCCGAUAUGCGGAAACUCCAGAACUCCUUCCUUCAGAGCCGCUGGCGAUGAGAUUUUCAAGACGGUAAACUCCGUCUUCUUCGACAAUCUUCUUUCCGAUCCGAUCCAAUUCCAAACGCCUGACUCUUGGUUUACGAAUUCCUCGAUCUUCGACUCCGACGACGAGUUCGAGGUUGUGGUGCGAGGCGCGAAAUCAGAGAGGCUGAUCUUCGAGCCUGGCGAGACGGAUUCGAUUUUGCAGAAAUCGACGGACGGAGGAGAUCACCGCGAGGCGAUUCGAUUCGAAGGAAGCGUGGUUCUGGCGAUGGAAUCAGAGGAUCCGUACCUGGAUUUCCGAAGAUCCAUGGAGGAGAUGGUGGAGAGUCAUGGAAUUAGAGAUUGGGAGUGUUUGGAAGCGCUGCUGAAUUGGUACUUGAGAGUGAAUCGGACCAAGAAUCAUGGAUACAUUUUAGGUGCUUUUGUCGAUUUGCUGGUUGAUCUCGGCGGCGACGGCGGCGGCGAUGGCGCUUCUACGGAUUCCACUUCCAUUUUUUCCGAUGAAUUGGUCAUUGAGACUUCUCCAUCAUCGAUUGCGUAAAUUAAACCUUGGUUAUUGAAGCAGCGGCGGAAUCGCGUCUGAAAGAUGCGAUUAUUUUGUGAAUAUAUAAUAAUAUAUAUUUUUUGUUCCA
Molecule: messenger RNA, 787 nt
Organism: Momordica charantia (bitter melon)
Lineage: Eukaryota; Viridiplantae; Streptophyta; Magnoliopsida; Cucurbitales; Cucurbitaceae
Product: transcription repressor OFP13
Biological process (GO): negative regulation of DNA-templated transcription
Source: RefSeq, a predicted model, not a curated record